AAGUCAGAGGAAAUCCCGACCAGUUCCAAGGAAUUGUCGGUGUUACCUCAGGGCAAAGAUCCAGCCUGGUGGGAUAUUUCAACGUUUUCAAAAGACGAUAAUAAAGGUGGUUUGGUAUGCGAAUCGUCGUUUGCAAGUCUCUUUCCGAAGUAUCGCGAGAAAUACUUGAGGGAAUGCUGGCCGUUAGUGCAGAAAACAUUUUCUGAGCAUUUUUUGAAAGGCGAAUUGGAUGUGCUCGAAGGUACGAUGAUCGUGCGAACCACCAGAAAGACGUGGGACCCUUAUAUUAUUAUAAAGGCUCGAGAUGUACUGAAACUGCUGGCCAGAAGCGUGCCUUACGAACAGGCCGUACGGGUUCUGAAUGAUGACAUCUCGUCAGAUAUUAUCAAGAUCAGUUCGCUGGUCUCAAAUAAAGAGAAAUUCGUCAAGCGACGGGCAAGAUUGGUUGGAAGUAAUGGUGCUACUCUGAAAGCAAUUGAACUGCUGACUCAGUGUUAUGUGAUGAUUCAAGGAGGCACAGUGGCUGCAGUGGGACCGUAUCAGAUGCAAUCAUCGCAGUCCACAAAUGAAGCUAAGAAGAAGAAAUCAGCGAAAUGGAAGAAGAAGAGUGAAUACACACCAUUCCCACCGGAGCCAGUUCUGAGCAAGGUUGAUAAACAACUGGAGAGUGGUGAAUACUUCAUGAACGAGCGUACGAAGCAGUUGGAGAAACGUAACGCGAAAUAUGCACGACAGAACGAGAAAGCCAUCGAGCGUCAACACCAUCGAGCAUCGUUGUUCACGCCGAAGGAGGAGAAACCCCGAACGAAAUCGUCACUGAAACGAUCGUCGAAAGAUGAUACGAAUGUGAAUCUGGAGAACCUCAAACAGAAAGCAUCAAAGAAGUUGAAGAAGGAGGAAUGA
Molecule: messenger RNA, 903 nt
Organism: Anisakis simplex (herring worm)
Lineage: Eukaryota; Metazoa; Nematoda; Chromadorea; Rhabditida; Anisakidae
Source: the annotation of a GenBank genome assembly